AACCUCUGCACCCAACCGCUACUCGAGCAUGACAAGAUGCUGAGCGAGGACUUCUUCACGGACAAGUUCAGUCGCAGCUUCGAUAUCGUCCUCUUCUCCGCGCUUAUCCUGUCGACCUUUCUCACCAUUGUUUUACUCACGCUGCCCUCUCAAUAUGAUCCCUACAAGGACAAGCCGCUUAAAGUCGUGGACGAGGAGGGGAAGGAGAUCGAGAUGAAGGGCAAAGACGGACGGAAGAAGGUCAACUUCAAGCAAGGGAGGACGGUGCAGGUCGUUGUUUUAGGAGACAUUGGCCGGUCACCGCGCAUGCAGUAUCAUGCAAUUAGCAUCGCGAAGCACGGCGGCAGAGUCUACCUAACCGGAUACCAGGAGUCGGAAUUGCAUCCUGAUAUUGUUUCGAAUCCAUUGAUACAAAUCGUCCCGUUGGUACCCGCACCAUCAUUUCUGCGCUCGAGCAGCAGACUUCUCUUCCCCGUUCUUGCUCCCCUGAAAGCCUUGUGGCAGGCACAAAACCUCUACAGGGCUUUGGGCUAUCGAGCAGUACCUGCAAGAUGGAUGCUCGUACAGAACCCACCUUCAAUACCUACUCUAGCCAUUGCAGCCAUCGUGUGCUUCUUCCGGAACACCGAGCUUGUCAUUGACUGGCACAACUUUGGCUACUCCAUCCUCGCUCUCAAGCUCGGGUCUAGCCACCCGCUCGUCAAGAUCUCUGCCUUGUAUGAGAACAUCUUCUCAAGAUUCGCAUCUGAUCACAUCGCCGUGACCAAUGCCAUGGCUCGGGUGCUGAAGACGAAGUACGGAGUAUCCGCGCAUGCGCUGCAUGACCGCCCGGCCGCCAUCUUCCGACCGAUCAGCAGCCAGGACCGAGCAAAGUUCCUUGCCCGACUCCCUGAAACGGCGCAAUAUGCGCAAGAUCUCUCAUCGUCGUCGAAGAGCCCCUGGAAACUGAUCGUCAGCUCUACGUCCUGGACUGCAGACGAAGACUUCUCCCUCCUUCUCGACGCACUCAGUGCUUACUCCGCGCAAUGUACCUCAAAGACGCACUUGCCUAAAAUCCUCGCAAUCAUCACUGGGAAGGGUCCGCUGAAAGAGCAUUAUCUCUCCAAGAUUCAAGUCAUGAAUCAAGAGAAGAAGCUGCUCAAUGUCGUCAUACAGACAGCCUGGUUGACGCCAGAGGAUUAUGCUCUGCUUCUAGCCGCAGCCGACCUGGGUGUAUCAUUACAUACUUCGUCCUCCGGCGUGGAUCUUCCCAUGAAAGUAGUGGACAUGUUCGGCGCUGGGCUGCCGGUAGUGGGAUGGGGGAAGUUCGAGGCUUGGCCGGAGUUGGUUAGAGAGGAUGUCAAUGGGAAGGGCUUUGAGAGCUCGGAGCAGCUUGCGCAGCAGCUAGUAGAGCUCUUUGAGAGCAAAGAUGGGUUAUUGACGACGUUGAAGCAGGGCGCAUUGAAGGAGAGCGAAAACCGAUGGGACGACGAGUGGGAUCGCGUAGGCGGAAAGCUCUUCAAGCUUGUAUAAAGCUUGAUAAAGUGUCUAAAUUAUAAAUAUUUCA
Trematosphaeria pertusa is the source of this 1546-nucleotide messenger RNA. RefSeq names its product glycosyltransferase family 33 protein. Gene Ontology annotation, cellular component: endoplasmic reticulum. NCBI's taxonomy places the organism in Eukaryota, Fungi, Ascomycota, Dothideomycetes, Pleosporales, Trematosphaeriaceae. The coding region runs from base 37 to 1512 and encodes 491 amino acids. The transcript is spliced from 3 exons. Gene Ontology annotation, molecular function: mannosyltransferase activity. The record is from RefSeq and is a predicted model, not a curated record.